Myotis myotis is the source of this 942-nucleotide messenger RNA. RefSeq names its product olfactory receptor 52E2-like. Bases 7 to 942 code for a protein of 311 amino acids. The record is from RefSeq and is a predicted model, not a curated record. Gene Ontology annotation, biological process: G protein-coupled receptor signaling pathway. Gene Ontology annotation, cellular component: membrane. Gene Ontology annotation, molecular function: G protein-coupled receptor activity; olfactory receptor activity. The transcript has a single exon. Lineage: Eukaryota; Metazoa; Chordata; Mammalia; Chiroptera; Vespertilionidae.
AGAGAGAUGUCUCUUUCGAAUGAUACCCAGCUCCACCCCACCUCCUUCGUGCUGCUGGGAAUCCCAGGAUUAGAACACAUCCACAUCUGGAUUGGCUUUCCCUUUUGUGCUGUGUAUCUGAUUGCACUCAUAGGAAACUUCACCAUCUUGUUUGUCAUCCAGACUGAGCGCAGCCUCCACCAGCCCAUGUUCUACUUUCUGGCUAUGUUGGCUACCAUUGACCUGGGUCUCUCCACAGCCACCAUCCCUAAGAUGCUGGGCAUAUUCUGGUUCAGCCUCAGGGAGAUCAUUUUUCAUGCCUGCCUCACUCAGAUGUUUUUCAUUCACAUCUUUACUGGCAUGGAGUCAGUAGUCCUUCUUGCCAUGGCUUAUGACCGCUAUGUAGCUAUCUGUAACCCUCUCCAUUAUAGCACAAUUCUUACUAACAAGACAGUAUCCAUUAUUGGUUUUGGGGUAGUUGGGAGAUCUUUCCUCACUGUUUUCCCUUUUGUAUUCCUCAUCUUGCGAUUGCCCUUCUGUGGACACCAUGUCAUCCCACACACAUACUGCGAGCACAUGGGUCUUGCUCGCCUGGCCUGUGCAAACAUCAAGGUCAACAUCAUAUAUGGUUUGGGGACCAUUGCUAUCUUGGGACUUGACAUCAUAGCCAUUGCUCUCUCUUACAUAUACAUUCUCCGUUCUGUUUUCCGUCUCCCCUCGCAUGAGGCGAGACUCAAGUCUCUCAGCACCUGUGGUUCCCAUGUCUGUGUAAUUUUGGCCUUUUACACCCCAGCUCUUUUCUCUUUCAUGACACAUCGCUUUGGCCAAAAUGUUCCCCGAUACAUUCAUAUUCUUCUGGCCAAUCUUUAUGUAGUUAUUCCACCAAUGUUCAACCCGAUCAUUUAUGGAGUUAGGACCAAGCAGAUCCGUGAAAGAGUGUUCAGAAUAUUCAUCCAUCAAUAA